CUCCUCUCUCCCUCGCUUCUCCUCUGCUCCCUCUUCCUCCCCAAGGUCCUGUUUCGCCCGAGGCUGACGCCGAGCACCUCCCCGUGGCAUGCUGGCGCCCCACCUCCCGGUGGCCGGGCGAGGGCACCUCGACGAUGGCGGGGCUGGGUUCCACUCGGCGGCCGAUGGUGAGCCCUCCACCCCGCCGUUGGAGCUGGACACCGGUGGCGACUCCAGCUACUCGCCACACUCGGCCCCUCUCUUUGGCGGGGGGGACUUUGGUCCAGCCCUCCGGUCUGCCCCGGGGCGUCCGGCCCAUGGGGACCCGGCGAGCGCGCCGGCACGCGCCCCGCCGCCACCGGUGUCCGAGCCAUGCCUUGCCUUGCGGGUGAUGACCCGCGCGCCCGCCGGCCCCACCCCUCCGCGGCCCCUGUCCCUGUCAUCGCUCUCCCCGUCCUCCAUGCCGGAGCCGGCGGGCACUCCUGGGGCCGUGCAAUUCUUGGCCUUCCCUGCGGGAUCUGCCGAUCGGCCUCCGGCGGCUGCCUCCUUUUCCCAGCUGGAUCUGCUGCCCGGGGUGGAGAUCGACUUUCUCCAGCCUUCAUGGUUUGUGCAGAUCGGCCACGGCGCGGGGUCCCUCCUGCGGGAUGGGGCCCUCCUGCAUCCGGGCCGGUGGUAUGAGCUCCGGUGCGGGGUAAUGCUGGAGGUCGCGGGUCGUACGGUCGAGAUUGUCCUCACUCCGGCGCGCCUGGCCGAUCUGGCCCAAUCGGCGACCGGCUCGCUGGCGCCGGCGCCCACGCUCUCUGGGGCCGACGUGUCCGCCCUGCCGGACCAGGGCAGCCUGCCCGGUUCGCUGACAUCCUCCUUGACGCCAUCGGCGCCGGCCAUCUUUGCCACGGCCGAUUCGGCGAUCUUCGCCUUGCCGGCACCCCCCCCCAUACCGGCGACGGCGGCCACGAUGACGACGGCGGCGGCGGAGGCCGCAGAGGUGGCCCCCUCCACGGCCUCACCCCCGACCCCAGCCGCCGGCCCUUCGACCGCCGAUCCCUUCGACUCGCUUGCCACCCAGCCGCCGGUGGAUCCGUUGUUCAUUGACGCCUCUCUCCCGGAGGAUUGGACCGACUUGCUCCCAGGCACCGGGGCCCAGGAGGCCAUUCCCAUGGACGCCACUCGGGGGCCUGAUGCCGAUGACCCGCCUCCGGCCACGGCCGAGUUCACCGCGGAUUCCGGAUCCGCCAGCGACCAGCCGGACACCCUGCCGCCAGUGCACAGCCUCUUCUUUGACUCGCAGGCGCCGCUGGAUCUCACCGGGCUCUUUGAGGAUGCGGAUUCCGGGGCCACUGCUGCCACGGCCGGCGAGCCGGCUUCCCUGGACAAUGACACCCUGCCUGCGUCGCCCCUUUGCCUGACGCCUGUGCGCAUGCAGCCGGCGGCCGAUCCGACCCUCACUACGACCCCGGCCACGGUGAGCCUCGGCAACCGACAUUCCCUGCUUAGUGGUGGCCCCCCAGCCGAUGGUAGCCCGGGGUCGACGCAGCCCGUGGGCCUGAUGCUGGCGCCGGAGCCCGGACAUCCGGGCGCGGACCAGUCGCUGGGCGCCACGCAGCCGGUCAUGUCUCGGACGCCGCUCCUUGGAUCCGGCAGGCCGGGUCUCGGCCCUGCGGCCCAUGUCGACCAUUCGCCAGCCGACACGCAGCCCGUUCCGCCCCGGACGCCGCUGACCGGUGGGAGCCGGCCUGUCGCCGGGCAUCAUGGCGGUCCGGGCGAUCACUCGCCGGCCGACACACAGCCGGUGCUCCUCCGAACGCCAGUCCUCGGGCAGGCCGGCCGGCGCCCCCAUGCGCAUGUCCCCCUGGCCGACGACUCGCCGGCCGACACGCAGCCAGUGCUCCUCCGUGUCCCCAUGUAUGGGGACCAUCAGCCAUCCCAUGCUCCGCAGGGGGGCGCCUUUGCCGACCAGUCGCCAGCAGCCACGCAGCCGGUUUUGGCUCGCACGCCGGUGCCUGGCUACCGGGCCACCGGCCAUGCGGACGACCCAUACGCGGCGACACCUCUCAUUGACCCUUCGGGCUCGGCCCCGGCCGCGGAUCCGGACAGCAUGAUUGAUCUGACCCAGCCGGUGACCGGACCCCCUCGGGGCAGGCCACUGGCGCCCGGCACCCCGACCAGCGGCCAGACGCCCCUCCUCGGGCAGGCCCCGCAGUCGAGGACCCCGGCGCAUCCUGCCACCCCCACUCAGGCCGGCGAUCGGGACACGCCAUUGGUCGAUGUGGAGCUCUCGCCGCCUCUCUUCACCCUGGCCCCUGCCGGCGCUCGGCUGACCGCUCCCGCUGAGGGGUCUCCAAGUGUCAUGGCCGGGAGGUCAAGCCAAUCGCCCGCACCCUCCUCGGCGACCGUUGCAUCGGCCGCCCUCCGGCGCCUUGGUCUCUGCCACAGCCCGCACUCGCCGUCACCGCGCGCUCGGGUGGACGAUGCCCCAGGCAUCCGCCCCGGACCGGGGGCCGUGGCUGCCCCAGCAGCCGGGCCGACCUCGCAGGACUUGACUCCGAUCUUGCCGGCGGCCUCCGGCACACAGCAUCACCGGCUGCUUGCAUCCCCCCCGCCAGCCAAUCACUCGCCCACCGACGAAUCGCUCCUGCUGGUGAAGGAUCCCUGCUCGCAGGAGGCCGAAAUGGCCUUCCCGAUGCGAUCUCUGGAGGAGCACUUCCAGCUGGUUGCGCAGGGGUACCCUCAGGCAGCCGAGCCGGCCGCAGCAGCAGUGGCUGCCACCGCGGCAAAGGCAGCCCCCGUUCGGCUUCCUGAGGGUCCCAUGCCGAAUACGCCGGCCGCAAGCCUGGGCCCGGCCUCGGCACUGAGUCCCACGCCCCCGCUGGCCUUCUGUCACGAGGCGGUGGCUCGGGCCCUGGAGGCCGCUGCUCUGCCUGGGAGCCCCUCGCCUGCUGGCCCGGCGGCCGCGCGACACCUGGCUCCCGGUGCUCCGGCCACACCCGUGGCCUCGGCGCGCUCCACCAAGGCGGCCUCCUCGCCGACCUUUGGGUCACCGGGCAUGGCGCGCUCGAUCGCUGCCGCUGCGGCCACCGCCGCCGCCGCCGCCGCCGCCGCCGCCGCCGCCGCUGCCACCACCACCGACACUCCUGUCGCCGUGGCUCCGGACGCCACCCGGGGGGAUGAUUGCCUUGAGGGCCCAGUCUCGCCACCCGCAUCGCCCGCCGGCGAGCUGGUGGCCAUCACCCUCCAUCAGGCAGGCUCGGCGUUUGCCGUUUCUCGCGUGGACCAUCGGCCAGCAGUAGCAGCAGCACCGGUGCCAUCGGGCGGACCGGCAGCAGCUGGAGCCUCCCUGGCGCCGGCACCUGUCGGGGCUGGGGUGCACGACCCUGUGCCGUCCACCCCCCCCAGGCGGGUGGAGCUACCGGCGACACUGCUCUCGCCCCACCGGCACCUGUUUUUGGACUCGGCCCUUUGCCUGCUCGAGGAAAGUCCCCGGGCCCCGGGCCCCGUGAUGCAGGUCGAGCCGAAGCUCGAGGCACCGCCAACGCCACCGACGGCCGCCGCCAUUCCCCAGGGUAUCUGCUACUUCGAUCCGGAGCCACACCCACGCAUCGCUUUCUCUGGGCUGAGCUCAUCCCGUGUGCGGGAUCUAUCCGCGAUUGCCCGCCGACUGCGAGCCACCGUGCUGGACCCGUUCCCGGAGCAGCAGCAAGAUCUCAGCAAGCUCAAUAUGUCCCUCUCCGGCACCAUGCUGGCCAGCCCGGCGGACACAUACUUCCCCACGCACCUGGUGGCUCCGGCGCCCGUGCGCCGGACGACCAAGUGGCUCUGUGCCGUCGCCCGGGGUGCUGAAAUCGUGGACGAGUCCUGGCUCGUCGCGGCCGGAGCGCUCGGCUACUUCCCUCAUCCCCAAGACUACCGCAUCCGGGAUGAGCGGCUUCAGGAGGCCCGAUCCCGCGCCCUUCGGACCCCGCUGCUCAAUGGCCGCACGGUUUUCGUGACCGAUUGCGUGGAGGUCCCCCCGCCGGUGGAACUUCGCGCAAUCGUGUGCUCGGCCGGAGGUCUGUAUAUGCCCCUUUCGCGCGACAACAUCGAAGGUAAGCUCUUUCACACGGAGGACAUCGUGCUUGCGGCGACGACCAAACCACGUGCCGGAUUGCCGGCAUCGGCAAGCACAUCCACCGCUGGCGCUCCCGCUGGGACAGGGCUGGGGUCUCGUCAAAAGCGCACCCGGCCACCGGCUCCCCUGACUGCCGCCGCCGCCGCCGCCGCCGCCCCGGAGAAGUCCCUCACGCCAGCCCGCGGAGAGGCCGUCCUCCUCCGCAGCUUGCCUGUUCACUUGCCGGUGCACGGCGUGGGCUUCCUCCUGGAUGCUGUUGUCAACCAGCAAUUUGACUGGGAUGUCGAGGUUGUCUCCAUCCCCUCGCGCCAGAACGCCGGCUCGGCUGCCGGGUCCUUCUCUUCCGGGUCCUUUUCCUCGACGAGCAGCAUCUCCUCAGCCGCUUCCAGUCAGGCGUCCUUCUCGUCGCAGGCGCCAGUGCCGGCGGUUCCCGGAAGGCUGUCGGCCGGGCGCAAGCGCCGUGCUGACACCACCCCUCCACCUCUAAGUGAGCCCUCCGACACGGACUUCUCCGACUAUUGCCCCUCCACGGAUGAGGCCGAUGCCGGGGGCAGCACGCCGGGCUUAUCGCCGGUUGGGGCUCCGGCCAGCGGGGCCCCCCUCCCGGCGCAGCCGAAAACCCGACGCUCGUCGCGCCUCUCUCGCGCCCCCUCCACCGAGCCGCUCACCUCUCUCAGCCCGAUGCUUCGCUCGCGCCAAACGCGAUCCGCCGCGGGCACCGGCCGCGCUUCCCGGGCGAACGCCCGCAAGUGAAAAGCCAAAGCUCGGUAGUAGCCCC
Molecule: messenger RNA, 4862 nt
Organism: Fonticula alba
Lineage: Eukaryota; Rotosphaerida; Fonticulaceae
Exons: 7
Coding region: 89-4837 (1582 amino acids)
Source: RefSeq, a predicted model, not a curated record